AUGACGCUGCUCAUUCUUACCGAGACGGCCGCCGGCUAUGCGCUGCUCAAGGCGAAGGACAAGAAACUCCUCAAGCGGGACGAUCUGGUCUCCGAACUGGGUAGCGUUGAAAAUGUCACGUCUAUGCUGAAGUUGAAGGAGUUCCAGAAGUUCGACAGUGCUGCAGCGGCCCUUGAAGAGGCGGCUGCCAUUGUGGAAGGAAAGGUCACCCCCAAACUCGCCUCCCUCCUCAACACGCUGAAGGACGAGAAGAAAAUCUCUCUCGCAGUCGCUGAUCCCAAGCUGGGUAAUGCAAUCGGCAAGAUCCCAGGCCUCGAGAUCAAAGCCAUCGCCGACUCCGCAACCGCCGACCUCUAUCGAGCCAUUCGAGAGCACCUGCCAUCCCUCAUCCCAGGAUUGAUGCCGGAAGAUGUCAAGACAAUGUCUUUGGGUCUCUCGCACUCGUUAGCCAGACACAAACUCAAAUUCUCGCCGGACAAGAUCGAUGUCAUGAUUGUGCAGGCUAUAGGUCUCCUGGAUGACUUGGACAAAGAAUUGAACACGUAUGCCAUGAGAGUGAAGGAGUGGUACGGGUGGCAUUUCCCUGAACUGGCCAAGAUCCUCAACGACAAUCUUGCCUACGCCAAAGUGGUUCUCAAGAUGGGCAUGCGGACCAACUAUGAAAAAUGCGACCUGGGUGAAAUUCUACCUGAAGAGAUUGAGGCUGCGGUGAAAGCUGCCGCGGAUAGAUCCAUGGGCACGGAGAUUACUGAGGAAGAUCUGGAAAACAUCCAAAGUCUGGCUGAUCAGGUGGUUCAGUUCACAGAAUACAGAACGCAACUGGCCAGCUAUCUCUCAGCACGAAUGAGGGCCAUUGCGCCCAACCUCACCACUCUUGUCGGCGAGCUGGUGGGCGCUCGACUGAUCGCACACGCCGGGAGCUUGAUGAACCUGUCCAAGAGUCCCGCCAGUACGAUACAGAUCCUGGGAGCCGAAAAGGCCCUUUUCCGAGCUCUGAAAACAAAACACGACACCCCCAAGUAUGGUCUCAUCUACCAUGCUUCCCUCAUUGGUCAGGCCUCGGGCAAGAACAAGGGCAAGAUGGCAAGAGUCCUGGCUGCCAAAGCAGCGCUCGGAUUGAGGGUGGACGCCCUGCAAGACUGGGGUGAUGACGAGGCAAACAUUCCCGAGGAUGAGAAAGCCGCUCUUGGACUAGAAGCUCGAGCCAACCUUGAGCGCAAACUGGCCGCAAUGGAAGGCAAGCCGCUGAAGUCGCGAGGAGUCGCCAUCGCUCCCAACGGCGUGUCUACGACUCAACCCGCGAAAUGGGAGAUCAAGGAAGCUCGGAAGUACAAUCCGGACGCUGAUGGUCUGGCGGGUGAUGAAGCUCCGGCCAAGAAAGAGAAGAAGUCCAAGAAGGACAAGAAACUCAUCCAGGAGAUCUCGGAAGAUACCACAAUGGGCGAUGAUGACGAAGAGGCUGAAUCUCAACCGGACGAACCGAUAGACUCUGAUGAAGCUGCGGCUGUCACUCCAUCCAAACCCAACGGCGUCAAUGGAACAUCUGACAACUCCGCCAAGAAGGCCGAAAAGGACAGAAAGCACGCCGAGAAAGAGGCACGCAAGCUUGGCAAGAAGGGAGGGAGCGAAGAGUCCAAGGUCGAGGCCUUGGCUGCGAAAUGCGGCUUAAGUGUCGAAAGGUACAAGAGGAAGCUUGAACGAGGAGAAAUUCAGUUCCAAGAGGACGGCACGCCGGUCGCCAUCUCCAAGAAAGAGAUCAAGAAGGCAAAGAAACAAGCGGAAAAGGCAGCAAACGGCGAGGUCGACGGCGGCAAGAAGCGAAAACGGACUGAAGAAGAGGUCGCCGAGCCGUCCAAGCCAGAAAAGAAGAAGAAGCGGAAAGAAAAGGCUUAA
Capronia coronata CBS 617.96 is the source of this 1893-nucleotide messenger RNA. RefSeq names its product nucleolar protein 58. The coding region runs from base 1 to 1893 and encodes 630 amino acids. Lineage: Eukaryota; Fungi; Ascomycota; Eurotiomycetes; Chaetothyriales; Herpotrichiellaceae. Gene Ontology annotation, cellular component: box C/D methylation guide snoRNP complex; small-subunit processome. Gene Ontology annotation, molecular function: snoRNA binding. The record is from RefSeq and is a predicted model, not a curated record. The transcript has a single exon.